AUGUCUCAUGCCUGCAGACAUUGGCGAACUCUCACGACAGAGUCGCCCACGUUUUGGACGCUGGUCGACCUCCGGCGACCAUCAAUCGGCCAAUUGUUUUGCGCUCGCUCAGGCGGACUCGCAAUCCGAGCUGUCUUCAUACAGCCUCGUGAUAUUGACCUGCCUGUCGUUCCGUCCCAAGCUGCAUAUUCACUCCUUCGUCAAUUGCGACGAUUAGAGUGCAUCUACCUUGUGGCUUAUCAGACGGUCGUACGAGAAGUAAUCUCACAUAUCCGGUAUGAAACCCCCGGCUGGUCAUCAAUUUCCACCGGCAUCGAUCCUUCGGCCGCGAUGUUUGCGACACUCUUUGUUGACUUCAGCGAGACUAGAAUCCGCAAACUUUGUCUCGACAGUACCUCAUUUACGGCGUGGCCACAACUCAGCUCUUCCUUGCUUAAUUUGAAGAAGCUGGCCCUUUCUCGUCUUCCUCGGGGGACUCGUCCCACACUUCCACAGGUGCUUUUCCUGCUGCAGAACUGUCCGGACCUCGAGCAUCUCGUGGUAUUGGCAGCCAUCUCGUUUGACGGCUCUGCGACAACCUCCAUUGAUGCGUCACUCAAAAUUGUUGAGCUGUCUCGUCUGCGUUGGUUGGAGGUGGGAUGUGAUAGACAGGGCGUGGUCCAACAGAUUCUGUCCCAUCUCUCAGUGCCGCCAACCACCAACAUCCUCAUUCAUUCUCUUGGUGUGCGAGACCUCGCCACUGUCCUACCAGCCGACCCCUCUUUGUUGGGUCCGCUCGUACCGCCGCAGACCCGCGACAGGCAGCCGACCAAGCGCUCGCUAACAAUUUCUCAUACGGCCAUUGCUCUUUCAAAUGAAGCUCCACAUUGCCAGUCGUCCGUGCGAUUUGUUUUCGCUCCAGCCGAACUACUUCACAUUCUCAACAACCUUCCUUCUAUCGCUCAUCUCCUCUCGCACGUCGUCCAUCUCCGGGCAACCUCUUCGUAUCAUUCUGCGACACCUGUGAACGAGAGCUGGAGAGCAGUCAUGAGGGCUCUACCGUCCCUAACGAGCAUAGAGGUCAGUGGUACCUGGACCACUGGCUUUCUCGACGCCUUGCGCGCCCGUGCCGAAUCAUCCACAUCGAAACGGAUGCUAUGUCCUCAAUUGCAGAACUUACGCUUCAUAGAUAUCCUUAUCGUCGAUAACGGAGCGUUGCAGGUGCUGCGGUACCUGGAACGUAGCCUUUCAAUAAGGUCGCAGUAUAUUCACCCAGCUCUACAAGUCCUCCGCCUGAGGUUUGCUAGUGACACUAGCAACACACUACUCGCGCCGAUCCUGGGGCGGAUCAAGCCCUUGGUACAAUCGCUAAUCGUGCGUGUAGGGACAGCAGAGCUUGUCUACGGAGAUACGAGUGAAUGA
Laetiporus sulphureus 93-53 is the source of this 1401-nucleotide messenger RNA. RefSeq lists its product as uncharacterized. The coding region runs from base 1 to 1401 and encodes 466 amino acids. Lineage: Eukaryota; Fungi; Basidiomycota; Agaricomycetes; Polyporales; Laetiporaceae. The transcript has a single exon. The record is from RefSeq and is a predicted model, not a curated record.